Arabidopsis arenosa is the source of this 1095-nucleotide messenger RNA. The record is from the annotation of a GenBank genome assembly. NCBI's taxonomy places the organism in Eukaryota, Viridiplantae, Streptophyta, Magnoliopsida, Brassicales, Brassicaceae.
GAGUUUCCUCUAGUGAUGUUUUCCGAGGAAAAUAUGCCAGAUCCACAGACUAAAAUAAACUACAUCUCAACUUUCAAUGUCCUACCGAUUGUGGAAACCGCAGUAGGCCCGGAUGCUUGGUUUCGUGUUCUCGAUUCUCCACUUGGAGUUGUUGUAAGAUUUAAACAGUUGAAUUUCCAGUGGAGUGCUAAACUCGUGCAUCAUCAUCUGCUUAGCAACCAACUGGUAUGCGAAAACGAGCAUGAGUUGUGGUUUUUAAUCAGAGGACAGCCAGGGCAGUUUUCGCUUUUCGAGUUUGAAGAUAUCACAGCUCUGAACUGCUACGAACCUCCGUCGGGGAUUAAUUUUGAACAAUUUGAGGAGCAUAUUCACUUCCAUAGUCUUUUGAAGCUUCGUGUAAAAUGCCUGAGCCCAAGCAUUGAGGACAUAAAAAAGUUGUGUCAGAAUUCUGCUGCAGAGAUAAGUAAGUGGUCUGUGGACGAUAGGGUUAGGCUAUGUUAUUUAGCCAUUCUGUCUAACGGUCUCUUGGGUAUUGAUCGGCGUACGGGUAUCCUAAUUGAUCACUACAGAUUGGUAAUGAAUUUGGAUAGUUUCGAAAGGUAUCCCUGGGGAAGGAUUGCAUGCAAAGAUCUUAUAUCGAAAGUAAAGCAAGCAACUAAUUUCAAGAUCUACCAAGGCUCCUAUGCUAUCAAUGGGUUUGUGCAAGUUUUGCAGAUAUGGGCUUAUGUUUACAUUCCCUCAGUGGGAAGAUCUCUAGGUUAUCCUCUGCCGAAUGCCACAGAUCGACCAAAGCUGCUAAGAUUCCAGGGUAAAGUUCGCCGGCUACCGACCGCGAACGUCUUCCAGAGUGAAUCGGUAUGCGAUCAUUAUCUUUGACAGAGUUCAAUUCGUUUCCCGCAUUAUCUGGCUGAUUAUAAUAUAUCGCUGCGUGGAGAUUAUUAUAUUUUCGCCGUAUAAUUUGACACUGCCAAAAGGUUUUGUCCUUUGGCAGACUUUAUUCGGAAUUUGCUGUAUAACUACGUUUAAGCAAAAAUCUGUGUGUUUGCAGUUGAUUGUAACUAGUAUGUGUGAGAGAUCCCGGAGAGAAAAGUAUCC